Messenger RNA from Manis pentadactyla (Chinese pangolin), 6713 nucleotides. It is a transcript of the gene SPECC1, whose product is annotated as sperm antigen with calponin homology and coiled-coil domains 1. Bases 105 to 3386 code for a protein of 1093 amino acids. Gene Ontology annotation, biological process: actin cytoskeleton organization. Gene Ontology annotation, molecular function: protein binding. Gene Ontology annotation, cellular component: microtubule organizing center; filamentous actin. Lineage: Eukaryota; Metazoa; Chordata; Mammalia; Pholidota; Manidae. The record is from RefSeq and is a predicted model, not a curated record. The transcript is spliced from 16 exons.
ACCUUUCGCCGAGCAUCCGUGAGCGCUGGGAGCCGCGGCGGCUGCGGGCUGCGGCGGCGCAGCGGGAGCAGACCGGAGCCGAAAGACAGACCCUCCAGGACACCAUGAGGAGUGCAGCCAAGCCCUGGAGUCCAGGCAUCAAGGUGGGCAGCCAGGGGACUGACCGCGCGCGGCCCCUGCCUGCAGCCUCUUCUGGCAUGAAGAGUUCUAAAUCCUCCACCUCACUGGCCUUUGAGUCCCGACUGAGCAAGCUCAAGAGAGCCAGUAGUGAGGACAUGCUCAACAAACCAGGAGGAGCCACUGCUUCUGGGGUAGUCCGCCUGAAAAAGACUUCCACAGCCGGAGCCAUCUCUGAGCUCGCUGAGAGCCGCCUGAGGAGCAACCCAGGAGCUGUGACAGCAACCAAACGGACAGGCAUUCCAGCUCCUCGAGAACUUUCUGUAACUGUCUCAAGAGACAGAACUGUGCCGCGAGGACCCUCCAACCCCAGGAAGUCGGUGUCCAGUCCAACCUCUUCUACCACACCCACCCCUACGAAGCACCUGAGGACCACUUCCACGAGACCCAGGCAGGAGCCUGAGGGUGGGGAAAAGGCCGUGCUAGAGUCCCAAGUUCGGGAGCUUCUGGCAGAAGCCAAAGCAAAAGAUAGUGAGAUUAACAGGCUUCGAAGUGAACUAAAGAAGGGCACAGAGAAAAGGACUGUGAAUACUGAAGGAGCUGAUGCCGCAGACCCGGAAGGAGACGGAACAUCAGUCUCACCAGGUGACUCGGAACCUUUGAUAAGAGCUCUUGAGGAGAAGAACAAGAAUUUUCAGAAAGAGCUUGCCAAUCUCGAGGAGGAAAACCGGAUCCUGAAGGAGAAACUGAGUUAUCUUGAGCAUUCACCAAACUCAGAAGGCGGAGCAAGCCACCCUGGAGACAGCAGCUGUCCCACAUCCACUCAAGAGUCAAGUUUUGGAAGCCCAACUGGGAAUCAGUUGUUAGAUGAAAUCGAUGAGUAUAAAAAAACCGUACAUGAGAAUACGUUAUGGACAUCGGGCUCUUCCAGUAGCGAUGUUACCAAAGCUUCUUUGUCACCAGAUGCCUCUGAUUUUGAGCACAUCACAGCAGACACCCCCUCCCGCCCCCUGUCUUCUGCUAGCAACCCCUAUAAGAACUCAAAAUGUUCCACCACCGGCAGUUCCCCUAAUAACAUGAGCGAGUUGUCCCUGGCUUCGCUUACAGAGAAGAUUCAAAAGAUGGAAGAGAACCACCACAGCACAGCAGAAGAGCUGCAGGCUACAUUACAGGAGUUAUCGGACCAGCAACAGAUGGUGCAGGAGUUAACAGCUGAAAAUGAGAAACUGGUGGACGAGAAGACUAUUUUGGAGACUUCCUUCCAGCAGCAUCGAGAAAGGGCAGAGCAGCUAAGUCAAGAAAACAAGAAGCUGAUAAAUCUCUUACAAGAGCGGGUUAAGAAUGAAGAGCCCAAUGCUCAAGAAGGAAAACUCCUCGAACUGGAGCAGAAAUGCACAGAAAUUCUUGAGCAGGGCCGCUUUGAACGAGAGAAGCUGCUCAACAUUCAGCAGCAGCUGACCUGCAGCCUUCGGAAGGUCGAGGAAGAAAACCAAGGAACUUUAGAAAUGAUUAAACACCUCAAAGAAGAAAAUGAAAAACUGAACGGGUUUCUAGAACUGGAGCGGCAUAGUAAUAGUGUGAUGGCCAAAACUCUGCAAGAGUACAAAGUUACCUUGGAAGGGCUGAAGAUUGAAAAUGGGUCUUUGAAGGCUCAUCUGGAUAAUGAGAAGCAAAAAGCUGUAGAGACCAGUCCUGUGGGGCAGACGGCAGAGGGUGGUGAAAUUCAAGAAAUGUUGAAGGUAGCCCACGCUGAGAAAGAUCAGCUGCAACUGUCUUGCACGGAGCUCAGACAAGAAUUGCUAAAGGCACAUGGUGAAACCAAACAUGUUUCGAGCCUACUAGCCAAGGUGGAAAAGGAUUAUUCUUACUUGAAGGAGAUAUGUGAUCAUCAAGCCGAACAGCUGAGCAGAACCAGCCUAAAACUGCAGGAGAAGGCAUCAGAGAGUGAUGCAGAGAUUAAAGACAUGAAAGAAACCAUAUUUGAAUUGGAAGAUCAGGUGGAACAGCACCGAGCUGUCAAAUUACAUAAUAAUCAGCUCAUCAGUGAGCUAGAAAGCAAUGUGAUGAAGCUGGAGGAACAGAAGUCAGAACUGGAAAGACAGCUAAAGACUCUAACUAAGCAGAUAAAGGAGGAGACGGAGGAGUGGAGGCGAUUCCAGGCAGACCUGCAGACUGCGGUGGUGGUGGCCAAUGACAUUAAGUGUGAAGCCCAGCAGGAGCUGCGCACUGUGAAGAGGAGGCUGCUAGAGGAAGAGGAGAAGAAUGCCAGGCUGCAGAAGGAGCUGGGGGACAUGCAGGGCCACAGCAGACCCAUUAAUGAAGAGUCAGAGCCCUCAGAAGUCGAUGCUCCCGGCCGGUGGCAUGGUGUCUAUGUGAACAGAGCAUCUCCAACACCUUCAGAGUCUGCAACCACCGUUAAGUCCCUUAUCAAGUCAUUUGACUUGGGACGCCCAGGUGGAGCUGGACAGGGCCUGGCUGUCCAAAAGACUCCCAGAAGCCCCCUAAGUGGGAUUCCCGUGAGGACUGCCCCAGCGGCCGCUGUUUCUCCAAUGCAGAGGCACUCGACUUACAACAGCGCCUGGUUGGCCAGCAAAGGAGUGGCUCAGCACUUAGAUCUUCCUGACCUUCCCCUCUCUGGAGUAGGUGGUGAUGAUGUUGUUCACACAGAUCUCCUAAUGGGAAGGGCUGAGGACUUGAAGCCUGACCCUUAUCUCCGGAAGAGCCCCUCACUUGAGUCACUGAGCAGGCCCCCCUCUCUGGGCUUCGGGAACAUCAGGCUGCUGAGCGCUUCCACCGGGGGCUUGAAGCCACAGAGCAAACUCAGUGUGGAGAGAAGAGACCCUCUGGCUGCCUUGGCCCGGGAAUAUGGUGGCUCCAAGCGCAACGCUCUCCUAAAAUGGUGUCAGAAGAAGACAGAAGGUUAUGCGAACAUUGAUAUCACAAAUUUCAGCAGCAGCUGGAGUGAUGGCUUGGCCUUCUGCGCUCUUCUUCAUACCUACCUGCCUGCCCACAUCCCGUACCAGGAGCUGAACAGUCAGGAGAAAAAAAGGAAUCUCUUGUUGGCAUUUGAAGCAGCUGAAAGUGUAGGCAUCAAACCCAGCCUGAAUAAAGACCAGAGGACACAGGACAAUAUCCAGACCACAUCCGCACCUGAGAGAACCCAGUGCCUCACGAAGGGGGAGCUCAGCGAGAUGCUGCACACAGACCGGCCCGACUGGCAGAGUGUGAUGCAGUAUGUGGCCCAGAUCUACAAGUACUUUGAGACGUAAACCCUGAGGGCCCAAGAGCAGCCGCCAACUCCUGCAGUUUGUCCUGGAAGCACGUGGUCACUUUCCACAGGCCCUGCCCUGCCCACCACCCAGCUAUCUGGAUGUCAAAGAAGGCUCAGUCCAGGGGGACCAACACGCAGGAAACACAGCGGGUUCCACCGUGCAUAUUAAAUCCAGACACAUUGGCAAUAUAAGCUGGGGAAGCCUUGCUGUCCCAUGGGCCUCCCUCCUUCCACACUCGAGAGCUCACCAGGCUCCUUCCCAUGAGAACACAGGACAUCUCCACGCCCUCUGUGACUUCACGCGUGGCCGCAUUGAGGUUCACCACACGCACCACUUCCAGACCAGUCAUUGUUAUACUAAAAAGCCGAUUUUUUCCCUUGCUACCUCCCACUCCUUCAAAAAAAAAUACCCAGCAAAACACAAAAAGACACAUUUGCCCUCAAGCAGCCUGGAAACACACAAGCCGUCCUUUUUGAAAUUCGCUUAUGUUCUAGGUGACUGGUUUAACACCUAGAACUUGAUUACAUUUUUUAGAUCUCACUGUCACUUGUUCGGUUCUUUGUAUGGAAGACAAAAUCUGAGAAUGCAAAAGAGCCCUUGGCAGUUUGUGAGGUCCGUGUGGGGUGGCCGCAGAGAGAAGCAUCUGCUAUCCCCGCACUGUGUGCUCAGUGUGGCCACACACAUGCCCCCACCUGGCCGCUGGCUUACAUGCAGAAAGGGAAACAUCAGUAACCCCACCCACACCAUUCAUGCCCCAUUUAUUCAUGCCUGCACACAUUUGUCCCAAUGCAGAAGCUAAGAGAAAGUCUCGUGUGUGAAAUGGCCUGUGCCUGCCAGGCUGUUCAUUUGCACAAGGAGUCUGAGGAUGUAUAUUUCUUGGGAUACUGGGCAGAUGGAAAAUCUAAACAAUAUCUCAACUGUAAACUUAGUUUUUAGUGCAUCAUCAGGCCUUGUACACUGCAGACCAAAGGAAGCCCUUAGGGGUAGGCAGAGCUGCUCUGCUUAAAACUAAUGGACGGCGUGGUUAACUGCCAUCCUGCCAUCAUGCUCCCCAAGCAGCCCCGUUGCCUGCAAGUGCUCGGUGCACGUGACCACCUGGCAGCACUGUGGUGUAGUUUUUGGGCAAACAAAGGGCCAUUGGCAGUAAACAAGGGUGCAGUUUGCCAUGGCAGUUGGGGUGAAUUGGUGGUACCCACCUCUUGCUGUGAGCGCCCCUCUGACCAAGGGAAAUCCUGACAUAAGUCACUGAGGGUUACGAUGCUGCCGUCAUUACUUCAAGUCUCUGAUGGCUGGUCGGACCCUCGUUUCCAGCCAUGGAGCCUGGGGUCUGUGGCCAGGCCCUGCCUGGGGGAGGCCCCUCACAGGGCGGGCAAGCUUCCCUGGCUGUCCUGCCUGUGGUUCUCCUCUGGCUGUAGAGCAGAAGCUCCUGGGAGCCUGUUAAGAGCCCACGCUCCUGACUUGCCCCAUCAGUUGAAUCAGUAUCUGAAAUGGGACCAGGAAUGUCUUCUGUAUACUUUCGAGUUCCCCGAUAACCACUGAGUACCGAGCACGUUUCUUCAGGGCACCCAGGGCCGGGCCGUGAGCACAGCUUGCUCCUGAGCAGAGCUUGGUGACAAUGACUACGUAACCAGCCCCCAGGUUUUCAAAUGGAAGUUAGAAGCACAGUCGGAACAAUCUAACUGACUCCUUCCUGGUGAACGCAUCCAAGUGGAAGUCCACAGUGGCGGUGCUGCGUGCAUCUGCCCUGUUGGUGUAACUGGUAUGCUUUCACUGUCUCGAGCUUCUGCCUGCUCACCAUUACAGUGCGGACCAGUGAUAUCCCUAGAAGCUGGGUUGAGCUGUUGUGUUUGCUCUGGAGUUAGUACAGCGUUUUGUCGGAGAGAGGCAGUUGAGGUCUCGGGAUGCCUGGAGCAGGUGUCGCGCAUUACGGGUGCCCUGGUUUGGGUGAUAAGCAUAAGUGGUUCUGAGUUCUGGGCGAAGCCGUCUCUCCCUGCUCCAUGCUGCGGCCUGCUCCCUUUAGGUUAAAAAGAAAAGUGUCAUAUGAAAGAACAGCCACGUGCAGCUUAUUCUUAUAACUUGAAGAGAGCAUGCUUAUAAAGAGUAAAUGUCCUGCUCAUAGAAACACAGGGUCUGGCAGUCCUGGCCCCGCUGGGUCCUGGGGGAGGGGCAGGAGGCAGUGGAGGUGUGGGAUGAGGCCGUGGGGGAAGCUGUCCCAACCAGGGCUGGGUCACAGGCUGUGAUUUUUAGAUCUCCUUUUAAUUGAAGACUUCAGAGGACAAGGUGAAUGUGGAAAAUUGAUAGAUUGAGAAAGGGUAGUGUCAGCAAACCUUACUAUUCCAUUUUCUGCCCUGAGGCUUUCACAGGUGACAGAUAUCCAGGUUUCUUCCCAUCUUCCUUCAGCCAAGAGUUAGUCACUUUAAAUUAUUUGAUUGUUCUGCAGAUGCUUUUUUUAAUGGGUUAUUUUUAUAUGAAAGACAUGCAAAAUACAGGACACCGGAGAGUGGAGGAGAUUUUUAAAGACAGAAAGAGAAGCUCGCUCUUUGCAUUGAGUUGUUUUGUGGACUUGAACCUCGGUUGACUGAUGGAGGCGCACAACCCAGCCUCACUGGGUUAGCACUCUCAGGAACCCGGGGCAGAUCCACACGUCUCAGUUCAAAAAUGAUGUUAGUCUUUGCUUUUUGUUCUUCAUCCUGUUGUUGUCUUGCAGCUUUAGUUGAGGCCAACCAGAGUACCCCAGGGCAACAAACCAUCUGGCAGUGUUGGAAAUCAGAGGCCUUGGGGGAAGCACCCCCUUCGCCACGGAAGCACCCCCUUCGCCACAGAAGCACUGCCGGAUUCUCUCAAUCCCCACCCUGACCCCCUCUUCUCACCCAUGGAGGGGAUGGCAGGCAUUUCCCCCGUGUGUGGACAUAAGAGGACUUGGGUCAUGAAAUACAAACCCAUUGCCAAAUGCAGCAGCGAAUCUCCCAUUCGAAGCUCGAGUGCCAUUUUGAGAUGAACUGUCAAUGAUGUGCAGUAUAUAACCUAGUGACUUUUUUUAAAAGUAUUUUUAAUGUGUCAUUUGUCCAAGUUCACUGGGCAUGUCACUUCUCUGACCCAGGUUAGCGUUUGUCUAAACCAGAUAAUAUCUUGAGUAGCUCACUAACUUUAACUGUCUGGGUUGAAUGCGGUUGAUCCAGCUGUACCCUCGUUUCCAUAGCGAGCACACCCGAUUGCACCAGGCGGUGUCGGUGGCAUGCCAACAUAGACGCGCUUAACUGUUCUCAUGUAAGUGUGCAGGUAUGACUGUAAUAUUCCUAAUAAAUAUAUUUUGUUUCUGUAUGA